AUGAAAGAAGUCAUACUAGAGAGAAAUCUUCUGAAUAUACUCUAUGUAGUAAAGACUUUGCAUGUCAAAGUCAUCCUCAAAGGCAUGAAAGAAUUCAUACUGAAGAGAAACCCUAUGCAUGUAAUCAACAUGGUAAAGCUAUUGCACUUUUCAGUAGUCUCCAGUUACAUAAAUGAAUACAUGCUGGAGAAAAACUCUAUGAAUAUAACCAAUGUGGUAAAGCCUUUGCAUAUAGCAAUGAUCUUCAAAGACAUGAAAGAACACAUAUUGGAGAGAAACCCUACAAAUGUAAUGAAUGUGAUAAAGCCUUUGCUCAUCAUGGUCAUCUCAGAAUACAUAAAAGAAUACAUGCUGGAAAGAAGCCCUGUGAAUAUAAUCAAUGUGGUAAAGCAUUUCUAUGUCAUAUUCAUCUUUAGAGGCAUGAAAGAAUACAUACUAGAGAGAAAUCUAAUAAAUGUAACAAAUGUGGUUAAACCUUUUCACAUCACAGUGGUCUCCAAAUACAUUAGAGAACACAUACUGGAGAGAAACCCUAUGAAUGUCACCAAUGUCGUAAAGCCUUUGCAUAUCACAGUCUUCUAUAAAGGCAUGAGAGAAUUCAUACCCUAUAAGAAAAACCUGAUCAGCAAGCAUCCUGGAAUUCCUGGAAAUAUCCCACCCUAUGCUAAGGAGAUCUUAGUUUUCAGCAACGCCCUUCAAUUGUACCUGGAGCCCUUUCCCCCUGGAGAGGAUGUUACAGUGACCCAUGAUGGGACACAGCACAGUGACUGCACUGAGGAGGAUGUUAUGGUGACCCCACUGGUGGGGACAAAACAGUGA
Psammomys obesus (fat sand rat) is the source of this 819-nucleotide messenger RNA. Its product is annotated as zinc finger protein 844-like. The record is from RefSeq and is a predicted model, not a curated record. The transcript has 3 exons. Bases 1 to 819 code for a protein of 272 amino acids. Lineage: Eukaryota; Metazoa; Chordata; Mammalia; Rodentia; Muridae.